Messenger RNA from Acipenser ruthenus (sterlet), 866 nucleotides. Its product is annotated as TBC1 domain family member 2A-like. Lineage: Eukaryota; Metazoa; Chordata; Actinopteri; Acipenseriformes; Acipenseridae. The record is from RefSeq and is a predicted model, not a curated record. The transcript has 4 exons. Bases 209 to 562 code for a protein of 117 amino acids.
GCACCGCACCCUCACCAGCAAUAAGCACUUCUCCUCGCCCACCUCCGACGCAGUCCAAAAGCUGCAGCGCAUUCUGCUAGCCUUCUCCUGGCAAAACCCCACCAUCGGCUACUGCCAGGGCCUCAACCGGUUGGCAGCUAUUGCACUUUUAGUUCUGAAGGAUGAAGAGGAUGCCUUCUGGUGUCUGGUGGCUGUUGUUGAAAUCAUAAUGCCACAAGACUACUACAGCAAAACCCUCACUGCCUCUCAGGCUGAUCAGAGGGUGUUCCGUGACUUUCUUGCUGAGAAGAUGCCUCGCCUGACGGCCCACUUCAAGGAGCACAGCAUCGAUCAUUCCCUCAUCACCUUCAACUGGUUCCUGGUGGUCUUCGUGGAAAGUCUGGUCAGCGACAUCCUGCUCAGAGUGUGGGACGCUUUCCUCUAUGAGGGCACAAAGGUGAUAUUUCGCUAUGCACUGGCCCUCUUUAAGUACAAUGAAGAGGACAUUCUAAAAAUUCACGACAAUCUGGAAAUCUACCAAUACCUCCGUUUUUUCACCAAAACUAUCUCUGAUGGCAGGUGAGGCAGAAUGAGGAUGAUGAUAAUGUACAGCAGACGCAUCAGACCAGUUGCUGUCAAUCACAGACUGUAUAAACAGUUCACACUCAUCUCACUCACUCCAGUGGCCAUGCUUUUAACCACUAGUAAAGUUAGUGAUUUCAAUAAACUGUCUUGUACCAUUUUGAUGAUGGUAAAUGUGAACAGUGAUUUUGCAGUUUACUGAGCUUUACCAUGCAUCCACUAUGAAACCGUAAGUCCUUCUUUACCAUUCACUUCCUACAGGUAAUGGAGCCCCUACCUCACAGACCCACAUAAUGUCCUCUUUG